Amaranthus tricolor (Joseph's coat) is the source of this 685-nucleotide messenger RNA. RefSeq lists its product as uncharacterized. The record is from RefSeq and is a predicted model, not a curated record. NCBI's taxonomy places the organism in Eukaryota, Viridiplantae, Streptophyta, Magnoliopsida, Caryophyllales, Amaranthaceae. The coding region runs from base 63 to 527 and encodes 154 amino acids. The transcript is spliced from 3 exons.
ACCUAAACAAUUUCUCUUGUAUUGAUAUAUCAAAGGCAACAAGUUUUAGCAACGACUAAAAAAUGAGUUCAGUCCAAGAUCAAGUGAAUGUUCAAGCUACCUUUGAGAAUCAGACACCUGAUAGGUUGGACCUGAUGAAAAUCGAAACCUAUUCUGGCUUUUUCCAAGAUGGAGGUCCUAGUGGCACUAUUGAGCAAGGUGGCUUGACUAGUUUCGUACACAAUGGUACUCCUCCUAAGGGUUCCAAAGUCGGGGUGGCAUACCGUGGCUAUAGAGGAAACCAAUGGGUUUUGGCAUGGCAUGUACCCCAACCUUUUCCCUCAGAGCUUCCGGCCAUAGCGCAUAACAAAGUACUUGGUAAGCAUGUACGAGAGGGAGAAACUAUUGAUUGGGAAAAGAUUGAGAAUGAGUUAGAUGAUCCAAGCACCACAGAUAAGGUGAACAGUCCAUAUUUCAAGGCUAAGAUCACCCCAAUGGGAAGCAAGGCUGAGCUUGUUGUUGAGUUCAUCAACCUUCCUAGGGCCUAAUCUAAGUGACUAUUAAUCACUAAUCACUAUCUUAAUAUGAUCUACCCAUAAUGAAUAAAGCACAGCCGAGGCAGCGACGAGUUCUCUGCCCCUAAGUCGAUAUAUGACAAUGUUAACGUUCAUAUGCAAUCAAGAAUAAUAUGUACUACUUUCUUUGA